AUGUUGCAGACAAGGAAUAGAGGAAAUGCUGACAGCGAUAUAAAAAUGAUGUCUAUUAUUGAGGAUUCGGAAGAUGAAAAAAAACUAAGCUCAACAGAACCUACAGUCCUAGCAGUUAGUGAAGUGGAUUCAGAUGAUGAUAAUGCAUCGCUUGGAUCAGCGAGAGAUUCAUUUCCCGAUUGGCAGAAAUUAGUUUAUGAACGGCUUACGGCUAGAGAUCAAACUAUAAUGAAAGCUAUUAUUCUUAAUUUUGAAAAGACAGGAAUUGUUGAUUUAUCAAAUAUUAAUUCCGGCUUUGUUGAUAGUUUUAGAUCAGCUUUCCUCGACACCAGGACAUAUUUGCAACGGAAAGGGUGUAUUGAUGAGAAUAAGGUAAAGGAAUAUUUUGGGAUCACAAGUAUGGUUAGAAUAUUAUCAGGAAGGGCGUUAUACGAAGAACCCAUAUGUAGCGCCGAGCUUCUAAAUAAGUUGAAGCAGGCAUCUGAGUCGCCACUUCAUUCUAUUGAUUUGAUAAAGCCAACUGUUCUUCCACCGUAUGAAAACGAAAUCCCGCUUGUUGACCGUAUUACACAGUAUGGUCUUGGAGAUUCCGGUUCAGAAGAUAAGUCUAGUGACAGUAUUGAAUACGGCUCUGACCAACUUCCAUUUUUAGUCAAUGAAUUUGAUUUACCAAUAUCAGGCCCCCAAAGCCCUGUUAAGAAGCGUAACAGUGCAGACGCCGCUAAAGAAGAAAAUGGCAGCAGCAGUAAAAGACCGAGAGUAGCCUGA
This is a messenger RNA of Eremothecium sinecaudum, 768 nucleotides long. RefSeq names its product HCL433Cp. Bases 1 to 768 code for a protein of 255 amino acids. The transcript has a single exon. The record is from RefSeq and is a predicted model, not a curated record. NCBI's taxonomy places the organism in Eukaryota, Fungi, Ascomycota, Saccharomycetes, Saccharomycetales, Saccharomycetaceae.